Molecule: messenger RNA, 1890 nt
Organism: Erigeron canadensis
Lineage: Eukaryota; Viridiplantae; Streptophyta; Magnoliopsida; Asterales; Asteraceae
Product: zonadhesin-like
Exons: 6
Coding region: 137-1621 (494 amino acids)
Biological process (GO): cortical microtubule organization
Cellular component (GO): cortical microtubule
Source: RefSeq, a predicted model, not a curated record
ACUUCUUAACACAUUUUCUCUCUCUCUUUGGAAUCAAAAUCCAAACUCAUAAUAAUAGUAAACAAAUUACUACAAGAUUCUUAACAAAUAUUAACUCAGAUUUUCUGCUUAUUUCAUAAAUAAUAUAUACACUCUAAUGGCUGCUGUUUCUUCUGUUGAUUUCAAUGGAGCUAAUCUGAAAUUGAAUCAAUAUGGUGAAGAACAAGAAACAGCAUUUUUAUCGGACUCUGAUUCUGAGAACACAUUGAUACCUGACAAAAGACUAAUAAUAAUUGGUCAGGAUGUUGGUGCUGAUGAUUUAUUGAUUUCUGACAACACCAUGGACUACGAUUGGCUUCUUUCACCUCCUCGUAAUCCAGUAGUCUCGCUGGAAGUGGAAGAGCAAAAAACACUUGCAUGUCACAGUCUGAUAUCUGAUGGUCAAUCUUCUUCCCCAGAUUCCAAAGUAGAAAACCUCCCUACAGAUAACACUUCAAUGACCAAUAUAGCACCUAAACUUCCAGCAUCCUCCAGUGGUGUUAAAUCAUUCAAUGCCACCAUUAGACGACCAUCGCCAGCAAGAAAGGCUCCAUUAACUGGAUCUAGAUCCUCAACACCAACAGCGAGGCCCACUCUACCUUCAACAACAAAACCCUUGCGAUCAUCAACUCCUACAUCACGUGCCACAGUUGCUGCCACUAAGCCUGUGGCUCCAUCAAAGAGGUCCAUAACUCCUACAGCCCGGCCCUCCAUACUUGCUGCUCAAUCUAAGUCAAUAUCAAGAUCUUCCACCCCGACGAACCGACCCUCCGUAGUUGCUGCUACCAAAUCAGCAUCAAGAUCAUCAACCCCUACCGCCCGACCUUCAAUUGUUUCUAUUUCAAAGUCAACAUCAAGAUCUUCAACCCCAACGGCCCGGCCUUCUAAUUCAUCUGGUUUACUUAACACAUCUGUCAAUGGAAGUAGCUCUUCUUCAGCAGUCAAAGCACGUGCCCCAUCACGUGGUAGUUCCCCAUCAGUUAAAUCAAGACCAUCAAAAAAUUUACCGGAGAAACUGGAAAGUACAAAGAAAUCAAUGCCUGAAAGGUCUGCUUCUUCAUCUAAGGAAAGGCCAAGUGUACCUACUGUCAAAUCCAAUGCGACUGAAAUUAACGUGAAAGCAAUACCUAAGAGGACCUCUUACUCUCCUUCCAGAGGGCAUAUUUCAAAUGGCAGUGUUAAAUCUGGGGUAACAAGGAGUCGUGGAUAUUCAAAUGGGAAUGAUGAUGUAAACCCAGUAUUGAUGGGUACUAAAAUGGUUGAAAGGGUUGUAAACAUGCGAAAGCUGGCUCCACCGAGACAAGACCACAUCUCUAUACAGAAUAAUACGGCUGGAAAGUUGUCGGUGUCACAAGACAACUCAGGAUUUGGAAGAUCACUGUCUAAGAAAUCGUUAGAUAUGGCUUUGAGACAUCUGGAUAUAAGGCGAAGCAUGCCAGGCAACAUGCGUGCAAUGAUCACAAAAGUUCCAGCUUCCUCUGUGUAUAGUGUGAGAUCCGAGUCAACAAAAACUCACACAAUCAACGCUUCUGACUCUCCUCUUGCAACAAGUAGCAGUGCUAGCUCUGACCACAGCGAGAACGGGCAUUCCUACCAUCAAUGAUUAGACAGUAUUCCUCCUAGAAAAUGGGUAACUUCACGUUACCUUAUUUGUAGAAAAUAUUUAAGAUACGACACUAGUAUUUUUAUAUAGUUUGAGAAGUGCAACUGGAUUUAUCUUUUUCAAGAAUCCCUUUGCUGGUGGUUUGAAUUCUUUGCCAAUUCGAUUGAAAGAAACUGCCAUCUUUAGUGACUAGGAAGAGUUGGUUGAUGAUGUUCAUGUUGUUGUGAACUACUACUAUUUAAUUUUAUUACAUAAGUUACUCAUUUCGA